CAAACCUGAAACAAUAGUCGUUUUCUUGCUUAAAGCAGAAAGAAACACCUCAAGAGACAUUUACCUAAUCCCUGUCUUUUCCUUUGUGAUGUGCAUCCUCUAUUAGUGUAUGUAAUCUUUGAAGCACCCCCUCCACUAGCUUUUGGGGCUUUGUAGUGCGUGUCUCUUGCUGCCAGAACCAAUAUAGGGGCAUUUACUCGAAUGUUUUUUUUUAAAAAGUUUUCCACCUGAGCGAGCAGGGAUUUCAUCGUUCUGGACUCUGUUUUCAUCGGCUUUAUUUGAAGUUGGUGAUGGGGUAAUCUGUAAGAUUGCAUCGAUUUUGGUUGCUUCACCCUCAAGUUCGUCCCCUCAGUAAAUCAUCAUUGUCAAUCUCGUCUUCAUCCGUAGCAUACAAGCGAUCUUACACCGCCAUCUUAUCGAACUCCUCUAGUUCUAUAUCAGUCAUAGGUGGUGGUGGAGCAGUCAAAUCUUCACCCAUAUAUUUCGAUUCAAGCCCUCACCUAUCUCCAUUUGUACGAUCCAGAUUCUUCUUCUUUUCUAUCGACUGUCGCGCCAAAAUUGUUGUAUCCUUUGUUUGCGGGCUCUCAUCUCACCAAAGUACUGGACUUUUUCAGAGAUGCAUAAUUAAUAUUGCCACGCAGCAGUUAUCUGAUUGCCCCCGAGUUGAGUUUGCCAAGCUUACGAGGGAUCUCAUACGCUUAAGAGUAUCCUUUGGAGCAUUCUACGGAGCAUUCAUAAGUCGCAUAGAAGUUCCUUGAGUAAUUUGUCCUGCUGCCUCAUCUCUAGACUUUCUGUAACUUUGUCUUUCCUCUGUUAACACCUCUGGACAAGAGCUAACUUCGUGUGAUAUACGUUUGCAUAAGAAGCAGAAACGAUGAAGGCCUUCAUACUCGAAGUUAAAUUUACCAAUGUCGCCAUUCGGAAAACAAACACGUCUUUUAAACUGUAGAGGCUCGUUAACAUUGAUUGAAGCCUAAAAUCUUGCAUUCUCCGCAUCUGUUUUGAGGACUCGUCCCAAAGAUUUCCCAAUGGCCUUGAAGGUUUCAUCGUUUCAGUAAUGGACCGGAACACCUGUGACUCGAAGUUAAAAUGGCAUGAUCUAGUUAAAAAAGCCACCAAGACUGGUCUGUGAGGGUUAAGAGAAAGCAAUCUCUUAACCUUAUUAGCAUAGUUUGAUAGUUGUCGACCAAAUCUACACUUUUGUGCGUGAAAAGUUACGGCUGUGGAAAUUGCCCCUUUUAUAGCCAAAAACUCUAAGAGGAGUAUCUUGGAUUAAUGAUUUGGAGAAUUUCAUUUUUUUCUUCUUCUAA
Thlaspi arvense is the source of this 1310-nucleotide messenger RNA. Lineage: Eukaryota; Viridiplantae; Streptophyta; Magnoliopsida; Brassicales; Brassicaceae. The record is from the annotation of a GenBank genome assembly.